UGUGCGACUGUUUUCAUUGCUCAUGCUUUACAACUGUAGGGAAGAAAAAUGUUUAGUAUGAUAAUCUUUGUUAAUCUGUAAUUUAAACAACGGAAGUGAGAAGCAGGUCUUUACAUUCGGAUUAACUCCAGCUCUGCGAUUUAGUCCUCGUUUAUUUAUUCACUUGAGUUGGACUUGAGUUCUCACUUUUUGUAAAACAAUAGUGAAGUUCUGUUGAAUGUUAAAAUAGGGAGUAGAAUCAGGGUGAAAGUGAGAUCAUUAUGGACUUGACACUGGAUAUAGAAAGGUCACUCACUGCCAAUUAAUUUUAUGCAUGGCGUAUUGUUAACUGGUGAUCAGUUCAAUGCCUUACACAUGGACAUGGAUGGACAAUAUUUAUCCAUGGAGGCGGUGUUCACAGAUUUACAGUCUGGCCUCGUUCCUGCUAUGAGCACCGAGGAGCUCGCAAGUCAGAUUUCAGCAGCCGUAAACCAUUCUUUAAACAUUUUGCUACAAUCUCCACAAAGCAUAACAAAUAAGGACAUAGAAGUGACUGGCAUGUUCCUUACACUCGCUGGAAAAAUCAUCUGCAUGCUGUCUUCAAAAAAUCUGCUACGAGAUGUCAGCAUGUUCUGUGAAGAGGUCCUGAAGAGACUCUUUGGAGCCUCUAAUAUGGUGGCUCACCUUGUACGUCUGAUGAACUGCCAGGACAGGAUGUUGUCUCAUUUAGCUGCCAAAUGUAUGGCUUCGUUUGUCAUAUAUGAUGUCAGUAACAAUAUUGGUAGCAACCACAUGUGGAAGACUGCUUUCACAGAAACAUUUCAGAGUACGGCUCCGAGCAGUGCCCUAGACACACACCUCUGGGCCCUAACGGAAAUAAUUAAGGGGAUACUGAAGUUAGACUACGUUAACAAGCGAGAAAUUUUGAUGAAACUUCUUGCUGAUUUGGAGUCAUCCAUCUCUUCUUUGUAUCCCAGACUGCUCUUCCAAGUUAAUCCUAAACAAACUUAUGUUUCAAGAAAUGACACAGUCGAGUUAGAACUGAGUGUAUGUGCACUUCUGGACCUUGUCGAAGUCCUCAAUGCGGCGAGGUUGUGGCAUGGCCUGUGCUCAUUCAUUCAGAGACUGGCGUUCCUUCAAACUUCAGCACUCCUCCACGUGACGCUCUCUGACAUGAAGGAAUUUGUAAAGAAGCGAGCAUUGCUUUUACUAAAGCGGAUUCUCAUUCAGAAAGCAGGGGAAGAAUGGGGUUUUGGCGAAAGUCACUCUAAAGAGCGUGAUGAGGAGUAUUCCACUGACUUGCUCAUGAUGGCUAAUGCUGUGCUCCAGGAAGUGGAAGCUGGUUGGCUUCGUAAGUUCCAUAUCAAAACUCGAGCGAGUUUCUUUGGUGGGAACAAGGUGAAUGUUUCUGAUGGAGAAAUGACCGAUGCUGUGAUGCUCAGGGCUGUGAGCCUGAUUCUGAUCAAGAGCCUGGAGAUUAAAACUCGGCAUGGUUCUACUCAAGGAGCUCACCGUGCCCUUGAUGUUUAUCCUUACCUGAAGGAACUGCUGGGUUUUCUCCAGCAGCACGUGCUUCACAGGAAGGUGGACACGCAUCCCUGCUCCUGGAUCUUAGUAGUGUUUGUGGAUCAGGAUGAUGACCUGAUAGAAUCAGCCAAGGUUUUGAUUACCUUGUAUUUACAUCAGAGAAGUUUAAGUUCCUCAGAGCCUGCAGCAUGUGAGUGGGGCUGUAACCCUCACUGUCACUUUACGCUCCUACUCCGAAGUCUCUCCUUCGACCACACUGUCCUGCUGGAUUUCCUCAUUUCGGAUGAAACCUGCUUCUUGGAGUACUGCGUCCUCUACCUGAAGCACUUACGUGACCAUUGGCAAGACCUCUGUAAUGCAUGUUGUCGUAUCGAAAGCUCUGAGGCAGAGACACAUGUGAUUCCAGUAGUAUCGCAACGUUUUGAUUGCCCUCAGUCUAAAAUUGCUGGAUUAAGGCCAAGUCUAGUGGAUUAUGAGUGCUCCGAGGAUUCUGAGGAUGAAGAAAGAAGCAUGCCAAACUUCCAGAUGAGAAAGAAUGCAGAGGAACAAGAAGCAGAGAUCAACAUGAGAAAAGCAGAACUGACUGCGUCUAGAGCAGCAGAUACGCUGGAGAAAAUGAGCAUGUUAUUCACAGAGGGUCUUUCAGGGAAGGUCAUAUUGUGCCUUACUGAGUUAAGGACUGUUAUCAGCCGACUUCACAGCAGAGGGCUAUUCCCCUACAACCCUAGUUCUCUUCUUAAAUUACUGCUUGCUGUUGAGAGUAAAGGUCAAUUGGAAAACCCAACAUCACUACAACUUAAAUAAUUAAAGUGUUUUCAUGAUGUACAGCAAAACAUUAACUUCAAAGAAGAUGAACUUCCUGCAUAAAAACCCUGUUAACCAGAACAAUUGUUAUACACUUUUUUGUAUUUCAUGAAAUUAAUGUUUUCCAAUGUUGUUUGAGACAUAUUUAAGAAAU
Clarias gariepinus (North African catfish) is the source of this 2464-nucleotide messenger RNA. It is a transcript of the gene lins1, whose product is annotated as lines homolog 1. The coding region runs from base 310 to 2310 and encodes 666 amino acids. The transcript has 6 exons. The record is from RefSeq and is a predicted model, not a curated record. NCBI's taxonomy places the organism in Eukaryota, Metazoa, Chordata, Actinopteri, Siluriformes, Clariidae.